UUCCGCUUCCGGUCCUGCGCGGCGCGGGGCUGCGGGCCUGCCGCGUGAGGCCGGUGGGGGGGGCUGCGCGCUCCCGGCGCCGCCGAGAGGGGCGGGGCGAGGCUAGGCCCCCGCUGACCGGGCCAAGAUGAGCGGCGAGGACGGCAACGAGGAGUUCUACCGGCAGCUGCAGCUGCAGCAGCAGUGUGAGGCCGAGCCCGGCGGCGAGGGCCAGGCCGACCCCUUCACCUACGUAGACCCGGCCGACGGGGCCGCCUACGAGUGGGACCGGGAGAAGAAGGCCUGGUUCCCCAAGAUAACAGAAGAUUUCCUGGCAACCUAUCAUGCCAAUUAUGGCUUCCAUGCAGAUGAUACAGACAGUUCAUCUGCUUCUGCCACAGCAACUGAAAGUAAGCAAGCAGUGAGCUCUAAGACAUCAGGAACACAACCAUCAGCAAGUGAGAAAGGACCUCAACAAACAGAUCCAAAACAAAAAGGGGAAAAAAGGAAGCUUGAGCCAGGAUGGUUUCAUGUGGAAGAAGACAGGAACACAAAUGUUUAUGUGACUGGUUUACCUCCAGACAUUACAAAAGAUGAGUUUGUACAAGUCAUGUCAAAAUGUGGUAUCAUUAUGCGAGAUCCUCAGACAGAAGAACACAAAAUCAAGCUGUACAAAGAUAAGGAGGGAAAUCUUAAAGGAGAUGGCCUCUGUUGCUAUCUAAAGAGAGAAUCAGUCCAACUUGCAUUGAGACUUCUGGAUGAGGCAGAGAUUAGAGGCUAUAAAUUGCAUGUUGAAGUUGCAAAGUUUCAACUGAAGGGGGAGUAUGAUGCAAGCAAAAAGAGGAAGAAGUGUAAAGACUACAAGAAGAAAUUGUCUCAACAGCAGAAACAGCUGGAUUGGAGGCCUGAGAAGAAAGAUGGUGUAACUCGAAUGCGACAUGAGCGCAUCGUUAUUAUCAGGAAUAUGUUUCACCCAAAGGACUUUGAGGAGGAUCCCUUAGUGCUAAAUGAGAUCAGAGAAGAUCUGCGGACAGAGUGCGAAAAGUUUGGUCAAGUAAAGAAAGUUCUCAUAUUUGAUCGACACCCUGAUGGUGUGGCGUCUGUGUCAUUUAAAGAAGCAACAGAAGCUGAUCUCUGCAAGCAAACCCUAAAUGGAAGGUGGUUUGGUGGACGUCAGCUCAGUGCUGAAACAUGGGAUGGUGUAACGGAUUAUCAGGUGGAGGAGACUGCAAGGGAAAGGGAAGAAAGGCUCAAGGUGUGGGGAUCAUUUUUGGAGGAUCCUGAUGCAAAGGAGCAGCAAACUACAUCUGAUUCGGCCACAAGCAGUGCUAAACUGCCUGAGGGCAGGCAACCUUCAGAAGUAAAUGAUGCAUCUAAGGAGGAUGUAAAUGAUGAAGCCACUAAGAGGGAGAAUAAUGGUGAGGGCAUUAAUGAAGAUGGUGCUCCAUCGACAGACAGCAGCCUUGCGGGCAGUGAUGCUGAAGCAGAUACAUAACAUCUUUGCUUUAUGAAAGCAUGUGUGUUAGGGUGAUGUUUGAGUUUGUCCCUUUCUUCAGGGUGACUGCAGACAGUGUUCAUAUGAAUAUACGCAUAUUGAAAUGUCAUCAACUCUGUGCUUUGAAGUUUUCAUUAAAAGCGGUAUUUAAUGAGGUUCUAAAAGUUUGUAUUAAUUGGCUAUUCAGGUAAAGUAACUCAAGUUGCCAAGAACGCAGUAAAACUCAUCAGGCUUCUUUUAUUCUAACUAUGCUCGUCAGUGUUUCAUUAUGUAAGUGUGAAAUACGUUCCAACCCUUAAGUUUAUGUAACUCUCUGUAUCUGAAGUAAUGCAAAGCUAGUACAAGAUUUGUGGAUUUUAAUGCUAGUUUUCCUGUACCCCUUGGAACUUGGUAUCUCAUCCUUAAAAAUUAUUCUUGUUCCGAGUGCUUUCGAUCAUUUUAUGGAACAGAUGCUGUGAUAUGUAUGGGGUGAAUGCGUUGGGUAUGUUGCUAUGCACAGCAUAGCAAGUCAUAGGAUAAAUACCAAGUCACAAACUGAAAGGACGUGGAAAACAAACAAUGUUGCUGUAGCCAACAUAAGGCAAACUGAGUGAAAAUAGAUUGUUAAAUCACAACAUUCAGUAAAUUGUUUUUCUUCCCCUGUUUCAAUUUUCUGUUGAGGCUGGAAUUAUGUCAAGGAGACUAGAAGUGCAUGAGCAUGCACAUUCUAGGCCAUAAUGAAAUACGACUGAUCUUAAGCUCUGAUGGUCUGAUGCUGUAUGUAUGCAUAAUGGACUUUUGAGUGAUGGGUUGGCUUUUAGUUUUUUGCUUUAAUAAUGGAGUAAAGAUUUUUGUUGAACUUUGUUAAAAUGAUGGGUGUGAGUUCUCUUCAACAGUUUAGCCUUGCGUGCCCUUCAAAAUGGGGAUCUCACAUGUUUCAUAAAAUAUAAAGGCUUUUGGCAACUUGAACUACAGUUUAUUGUGGAAAAGUUAGAGUACUUCAAAACAGGCUUUCAAAUAAUAUUCUUUUAUAUGGAAAAAGCAAAUGCUAGCCCUCCUAGAAAUAUUUCCAAAAGCAAGGAUUUAGAAGACGUUCUAUCUUUAGAUGUCUUCAGUGGCAGGCUUUAAAACAGGCUUGGGGGACCCAUUUUGGAUAUAGGAAUUCUUAAUUUAGAAUAUUGUAAUUUUGGUAUCUAAGGAUAGAAGAAUACGAUUUAGGCACUAAACAUGUUCAUAGGGAUGGUUAUUAGUGCACAUUUGUAAAGAGGAUCUUUUGAAUUCUUUUAAUUCCUAUGUGUCACAAGAAACUGCAGAUGCUAAUUCUUCUAUGUCCAUCCUGAAGUAUUCAGAAUACUAUGAAAAUGGGCAUGUUCAAAAUUCGUGCGCAGAGGUUACCAUGUAUAAAUUUUCCUGAAGCCUAUGUGGUACUUUCAGUUUGGUUUGGUGGUGGGUUUUUUUAGUACGUAUUUGAUACAUACGGGUAGCUAUGCCAGCGGGAGCAUCUAAGUUAACACUUGCCAUUGUGGUUAUAAAUCAUAUCUAUUUGUGACAAAAUAUCUGGUCUUAAAACACAGAUGAUAUUUGAACCCAGGGUUUAAAAGUCUGGGGGCGCAUUGUAAGCUGGCAUGACAAAUUUCCAAUUUUGGCUUGUAUUAUAAAGAAGAGCUGUAACUCUUGCCAGCUAUGAUGGACCUUUCCUCAUCUUUCAAAGUGUGUGGUCUCUAUGUUUCUGCAAAAGAGAUGUUUGAACAGUUCAGGGCAUCUGGAACACUGCCUGGUUUGUAGCUGCACAUGGGGGCAUAUUCAGACGACAUCUCUGAGUUGUGUUGGUUCUGCCGUAGUUAUUUUGAUUGGUGAUAAGCACCACAGACCUUUGAGAGCUGAAGGUUUUGUUGUAUGAAGAAUGUAAUUUGGUGUGCUGGGGAUGGCUAUUAGUGCUCCUUUUUUCUUCCAGCUUCUAGACUACAGGCUUUAGAUCUGUCGGACUAUUGUGUUUUGUUAGCUUUUUAUUUUAAGAAAGCCUAAUCAUAUAACACUCUAUCAAGUUAAAUCAUCUGUUUUACAGUGAAAUUGCUUGAUAAAAGGAAACUGCUGACAAAUAUGUAAACAUUGUACAGUUCUAUGAAGCCUUACCGUGGUGUCGGAUAUUAAAAAAAUAAGGUUAGUGUUAGUGUUUGAAAAAAGACUUUGAAAAAUAAAGCAUCAUUAUAUGUGCAGUAACCUUCCUCUCUCCAAUUGAUGUACAAAUUUGAUUGGCUUGCUUCAGAAGUCAAACAUGAUGUUAGUCUUUUUACCAUUUCCUCUAGACUUUACGCUGAAGUAGAAUACCAACAAAAGACUGAGACCAAAUGCUUUACUGGCUUUCUUAUUAACUAGGAUUCUUAAGAAAAUAAAAGCUUUUUCCAUGAAAAUAUGUUGUUCUGAAGUAUGGCAUUACACUCAAACUGAUAUUUUCCUUUUGUCUACCUCUGUUAUUCCCCAGUAAAAUGUAAAAAUAUAUUUUUAUAAACUAUUUGUUGAGUUCUUGCAGCGUUUACUAGUCUAUGGAGAGGUUAAUGCAGCUAUGACUUUCUUUUCAGCAGACUUUCAUUGAGACUGAAUUAUUUUGAUGUUUUCCUUAAGUAAUGCAAAUUUUUAUAAAUUAAUCUGAACACAUUAAAUUUUUUCACGAAAGUUAGUUAUUAUUUUGAAAUGUGAUUAUGAAAAUAUUGUAGGCUAGUGCAGUAAUGUUUAAUCCCAAAUUUUAGCAAUCUGAAAGAACAGUUGGUUUUUAAACUUUAAUUUUUUCUGACUAAUCAGCAUCAGGAAUGAUGGUACGAAAUUAAAACCCCAGUGCAAUUUUCACUAUAUUUGUUUUUUAAUUAAAGUGCUUUGUAACGACUUACCUUGCUUAUUAGAUGUGAAAAAAAUCAAACUUUUUCCUUGAUUUCUGAUUGUUCUUAAAUUCCACUGAAGUGCUGCAGUUUUAAUGCAUGUUCCUUCAUCCCUAGCCUUUCAGCGAGAGGAUCGCUUUAAGGCAACCUGUCUUAUUCCCUGUGUAUGUUAUGAAAAUAACAACUAGUAGCAGGUUGAAACAAUUUGUGGAUAAUCAUUGUUGCUCAGUUUUGAACCAGAGAAAUAUGUUUCUACUAAUUUGCCGUGUGUCAAGAUGGAUGUGAAGCCACUUAAAUAAGAGUAUUAACUAACUGGUACUAAUUUGACAUAGAUAAUCACUUUCUUAACCGUGCAAUACAGAAUCCCUUGCUUAGCUUCAAGACAUGUUAGUAGUUUGCUUUAUAAUCACAUACAAUUUAGUGGUUUGUUGGCAAGGUAAUUGUAUAGAGUUCCAAGUAUCCAUCAGAUUCUAUGGUUUGAGGAGCAUUGCCAAGGUAGACAUCUUGAAACAAAAAGCCCCAAAAGAAAAGGCACGUAAGUUGUAGUGGAUUCUUGAAUGUUCAUAUGCAGCUGUAAAGAGAGAACUAGUUUCAUUUUGCAUCAAAAUGUUUAUCUGUUUCUCCUGAUGACUUUUUUAAUUACUUUUUUAAUUGAAUUUCAGUCCAUUGUACAGCUUGCAUUUUGUAUAAGGAUUGCAAUUCACUUAAAAUCAUUAGUAUGUUAAAUGCAGUGCAUUUUUAGCUAAAACGUAUCCUAGACAUUAUUCAGUUAAGAUUAACCUAUUUACACUUACGAAUACUUAGCUUGACUCAGUUAAGAAAACGUAUAAGGUAUUGGAUGCUUCAUAGAAACCCAAACUUGCGUUUAAAUUUUCCAGUAAAAUCAGCAUCUGUACCCUAAAUUCUUGAACUGUAUGAACUAACCAAAUUCUUAAAAAAAAAAAAAAAAAAAAAAAAAAAAAACCCACAAAGCAUAGCUACAGAUCUUAAUUGGAUUUAAAAUUCUUAUUUUUAUUUCUGAAUUUGAGGAAACGUACUGCAGUGUGGUAACUGAAUUUUGUAAGUUGUGUACUGGUGUUGAUUUGACUUGUGUGUAUUUUAGUGUUCAUUAAAUGAGGCUUCAAGUCUUGCUGUCAGGAUACUCUGGAAGUUCUGUAAAAUAUAGAAUUAUGAAGUCUUUUGCAGCAAAUUUUUUUUUGUUCAUUCUGUAAUAUGAAAGUAUGUUGUUAGAUUAAACUUUUCGGUAAGAUGACUUGGAAUUUUUCUGGCAGGUUGUUUUCUUUCCGUAAGCGGAACUGAUAAUUAUCCUUUACAAAACAGACCUUUAAAAAUAAUAAAAAAAACAAAA
Molecule: messenger RNA, 5674 nt
Organism: Cuculus canorus (common cuckoo)
Lineage: Eukaryota; Metazoa; Chordata; Aves; Cuculiformes; Cuculidae
Gene: HTATSF1
Product: HIV-1 Tat specific factor 1
Exons: 9
Coding region: 128-1474 (448 amino acids)
Biological process (GO): mRNA splicing, via spliceosome
Cellular component (GO): U2-type spliceosomal complex; U2 snRNP
Molecular function (GO): RNA binding
Source: RefSeq, a predicted model, not a curated record